CGCUUCGGGAUUCGUCAUUUUGCUGGUCCAGUAUUUUACGAAGUGGAAGGUUUCCUUGAAAAGAAUAGGGACACUUUCAAUCACGACCUUCUUGAUGUUAUUGGAACCUCCAAAAAUUCGUUCCUUCGGGAGCUUUUCGAAGAACGUUUGAGCUCGAGUUCUGAAUCACGCUCACGCUCAUUGACGCUGAGUAUGCAGUUCAAGCGAUCUCUGGAGCGUCUGCUGCAGAUCAUCAACGGCUGCCAUCCCUUCUUCGUUCGUUGCAUCAAGCCCAACGAACUGAAACUGCCGAAUUGUUUUGAUCGCGAGCUCUGUGUACGACAGCUGCGUUACUCAGGCAUGAUGGAGACCAUCCAGAUUCGUCGCCUGGGCUAUCCCAUUCGCUAUAAAUUUGCAGACUUCACUGAACGCUUCCGCGUCAUCCUGAGACCCUGUCCACUGUCACAGAGGCAAACUGCAGUGCUAAACGACAUGGCUGAAUUAAUUUGCAGGACAGCCUUUGGCUUCGACACGUCCUAUGCGGUUGGAAAGAACAAGGUCUUUCUAAGGGUAAGCUCUCUCUAUCUUUUGCGCAUUUUGAGCCCAGCUGCGUAA
Messenger RNA from Dibothriocephalus latus, 594 nucleotides. Lineage: Eukaryota; Metazoa; Platyhelminthes; Cestoda; Diphyllobothriidea; Diphyllobothriidae. The record is from the annotation of a GenBank genome assembly.